Messenger RNA from Pyricularia oryzae 70-15, 996 nucleotides. Its product is annotated as NADH-cytochrome b5 reductase 2. Bases 1 to 996 code for a protein of 331 amino acids. Gene Ontology annotation, molecular function: cytochrome-b5 reductase activity, acting on NAD(P)H. The transcript is spliced from 3 exons. Gene Ontology annotation, biological process: ergosterol biosynthetic process. The record is from RefSeq and is a predicted model, not a curated record. NCBI's taxonomy places the organism in Eukaryota, Fungi, Ascomycota, Sordariomycetes, Magnaporthales, Pyriculariaceae.
AUGUUUGCUCGACCUGCAAUUCGGGCCUGCCAGUCUCUUAAGCAGCCUGUGCGCCGCUACACGAAUACCCCUCCUCCGCAAUCUGGAAAUGCCAACAACUCGCGUGUCGGCAUCCUGAUUGCGAGCGCCGUCGGCAUGGCCGGGUUCGGAACAUACUUCAUGUUCGGCCAGGGCACCACGCCGGCAGCUGGUGUCAAAGCCCUCGGCGCCGAGCCAAAGAAGGCGCUCGAGAUGGAAAAGGGUUUCGUGUCGCUGCAGCUGGACGACGUCGAGGUCGUCAACCACAACACCAAGCGCCUGCGCUUCAAGCUGCCAGAGGAUGACAUGGUCUCGGGUCUGCAUGUCGCUAGCGCCCUCUUGACCAAGUUCAAGCCCGAAGGCGCGGAAAAGCCCGUCCUGAGGCCCUACACCCCCAUCAGCGACGAGGACCAGAAGGGCUACUUGGACUUGAUUGUCAAGAAGUACGAGGGUGGCCCCAUGUCGACACACAUCCACGAACUGGUCCCGGGACAGAAGCUGGACUUCAAGGGACCGUUGCCCAAGUACGAGUGGAGCGCCAACAAGCACCCUCACGUCGCCAUGAUUGCCGGCGGCACUGGCAUAACUCCCAUGUACCAGAUCAUGCGUGCCAUCUUCAAGAACCCCGCGGACAAGACCAAGGUGACGCUCGUGGUGGGCAACAUCACCGAGGAGGACAUCCUUCUCAAGAAGCAGCUUGCCGAGCUUGAGAACACCUACCCGCAGCGCUUCCGCGCCUUUUACGUCCUCGACAACCCUCCCAAGGACUGGGCCGGAACCAAGGGUUACAUUACCAAGGAUCUGCUGAAGACGGUUCUGCCCGAGCCCAAGGAGGAGAACAUCAAGGUGUUUGUGUGCGGGCCCCCGGGCAUGAUGAAGGCUAUUUCGGGCAAUAAGGUCAGCCCGAAGGACCAGGGCGAGGUGUCCGGCAUCCUGAAAGAGUUGGGAUACAAGCAAGAUCAAAUAUACAAGUUUUAG